Messenger RNA from Mytilus californianus (California mussel), 2611 nucleotides. RefSeq lists its product as uncharacterized. The transcript is spliced from 2 exons. Lineage: Eukaryota; Metazoa; Mollusca; Bivalvia; Mytilida; Mytilidae. The record is from RefSeq and is a predicted model, not a curated record. The coding region runs from base 28 to 2313 and encodes 761 amino acids.
CCUGGUAUCAAGUUGGUGGGAGUAAAUAUGAAGUACACAUAUCUCUUUGCGAUUGUUCAUCUCGUGAUAUCACGGUCUACAAAUGACGUACACACGAAUUUAGAUAAAAUGAAUGAUGUUUGUGAGUUCACAGUCAGUAAAUCGUCAAAGGAAAACUUCAAAACGGAAUGGAUCAAUUCUGAUAGUUUGAUUGCAAAAUUUACAUUUGAAAUAUAUGAUCGAAAUAUGAAACCAAUGAAAUAUUCUAAAUCAAAUGAGACCUUCUUGCCAUUAGAAUGGAGUGUGACUCUUGGUCAUGAAGCAAAAGGAAAUUUAUAUACGUCAUGGAUGAUAGACAACUGGCUUUACUCAUUUGGUCUUUUAGACGCAAGAACUUUAACGGAUAUUACAAUACAGCUUUUAAGUACUUCGCCGUCAUGUCAGAUCAAAUUUGGGGAGAAUGAAACAGUUCAAAGUAUAACAACAGCUUUACAUACCCUGUCUGUAAAAACCUGGCGAGAACAUGACAAAAAAAUGAAAAAUAUAAGGACUUAUUGGUGUUUCUAUAGUGCGUACCCUCGCAUAACAGAUUCUGCCUGGUAUACAGCAAAAAUUUAUUUUGGUUUUGCAAUCAGAAUGUUUGGAUAUAGAUGUUGUUACAAGACCAGAACAGAGCUUUUUGAAUGCACCGACGAAAACGAUAGUCGAUUAAACCAAUAUCAGCUGAUGCCAUAUUACGUUGGAAUGGUCUUUUUCUGCUUUUUCCCUAUUAUGUUGAUGAAAUGCAGUGCUCGCUCUAUGAAAUCUGGAAGCAAGAUCAGAACUGCAAAGCAAAAAUCCUACCAGAGUUUUGAUUUCGACGACAAAUAUAUAUAUUUACAAAAAAGAAGCCCCGUUUCUGUGGCUAGUUUAUUCCUUGGUAUUUGUGGAUUGGGCUUUAAACAUCCAGUUGCUGCUACCAGGAUACGACGAAUUGUUUUUGUACUAGGACUACCAUUAUUUGUUUAUUUGGAAAUUCUUAUGUAUUAUAUCGGAUGGCCUGAACUUGCACCGGCUUUGGUGAAAAAUAAAAUACCAUUCGGCUUUUCAUCAAUUCUAGGUGGUUUGAGUGAAAGCCGAUCUUUAUUUCUACCGAUGUUUGGAGGCCCUUUUAUAGCUCUGUUUCUGUAUUUUGUAGCUGGUAUUGUUCUUUUAGUAAUACCCGUUGACCAUGGGUCACAUAUUGAAAUGGGUCUCCCAUCAGAUAACGGAGAAUAUUCGUCUCUGCUGUCAAUGAAUGUUGCAACAAUCGAAAAGUUAUCUUCAAAGUGUUGUCUCAAUCGUACAGGUUAUCAUAAAAUUUAUUGUGUCCUACGAUCUAAUGUUUUCAUGCUUAUUAAUCCCAAAUUUUGGAGUUUCGUUAUCGGUUAUCAAAUUAUGCGUUAUCAAAGAAGUUUGAGCUUUUUUAAUGAUCAAUGUAACUUUCCUAUAGUAGUAUUGCCAAUUUGUAUAUUUCUAUUGCCAUUGUACAUACUAUUGUGCUUUAUUGAGUUGUGCCUAGUUAUAAUAUACUAUGGGUUACCUAUGAUUUCAUUCCUAUUUAUAUGUGUCAGAGGUUAUACAUUGAGUCUGCAUCGCUAUUUCACACAGAAACAUUGUGUUUUAACAGCCAUAUUCAUGUUUAUCACAACUAUACUAUAUUUGUAUUUUCUUUUUAUGUGUUGUAUUAUAAUACUGGCAUCUUUCACAUUUUUGACAUGUAUUGUAUUUUUUGUAUAUCUUUCGGUUGUGAUAUUUCCUAAUUAUUCUUUCACGUUUGUUUAUUCAUUUUUCAUGCUUUUGUUCUUUGUAUAUCGGAUUGGUUCUGAAAUAGAACACGACUACUUUGAAUUGCUUCUUAAAACAAUUAAAGCUGUCAAAUACAUCGGUGAAACACGAGAGGAUGUAAAUUAUGUUGUGACCGAACCUGGAACUGAAUUAGUUAAUAUUGAGAUGCUUUCUACGGACAAUGAGGGACGUAGAGUCCGUGAGAGAAGACAGUUACCAGGCAUACCCAAAAAACUGUUUGAAUUUGUCACUCGGAAGCAUCGCCCUUUACACAUUUGCAUAUUCUUGUCAGUUCUGCAGAUAGCUUUGAUGUCAUUUCUCAUCUCGGCAUCAAUCGUUUUUGUUUCACAGUACGUCAGACCGAUGCGGACGGAUGAAUCUAGUGAAAUACUGCAUGUCUUAAGCGUUUUGCUGAUAACUAUUCUACCAAAUCUGAUUCACAGCUUUUUCACAGAGAAGAUCAAUCCAAAGGUUAGAAAACUGAAAAUAAGACAGACCGUUAUUGAAUUCUAUCAAUUAGAAUUAUAAACUAAUAGUGGACCACUGACCUUCGUAUUUGUUCCACUCAGUCAUUUUCGUAAGAGACAUUGGUUCUUAACUUUUUUAUUGACCGGCAUAAAACAAAAAUAUCGAGAAAAAAACAAAGACUAUGCAUAGGAGCCGAACACAACUGUUGGUGACAUAUUCAAACUCUAAAUGAUCUAUGAUAAUUUAUUAUUAGAAGAACACAUUGAACGAACAUUAAUUUCAUUGCUACAGUAUCAAAAUAUUCAAAUACAUAAAUUUACUUCUGAAUUGUUUGUUUAUUAAAAUGUCCUGAAAGUAA